Molecule: messenger RNA, 2035 nt
Organism: Bicyclus anynana (squinting bush brown)
Lineage: Eukaryota; Metazoa; Arthropoda; Insecta; Lepidoptera; Nymphalidae
Gene: Pex5
Product: peroxisomal targeting signal 1 receptor
Exons: 1
Coding region: 272-1864 (530 amino acids)
Biological process (GO): protein import into peroxisome matrix, docking
Cellular component (GO): peroxisomal membrane; cytosol
Molecular function (GO): protein binding
Source: RefSeq, a predicted model, not a curated record
AUGUGAAUUGUGAUGUGUUUAUUUUAAAUGUAUUUUAUAAUUAUUUAAUACAUAGCAGUACUACUGGUACUUAUCUUGAAUUUUGCGGAAAAUAGAAAAUUAACAGCUAUUGUUGUAAUUGAACUGUAACCUUUGCGUUCGGAUAAUGUUUUGUGAUUGUAACAUAAUUUUGUAAUAAAAUUGUAACUUGAAACUUUGCUGCUACCCCUGCUACCGUUAAAAUAACAAGGAAAAAAUCGUGUAAUCGUGAAAUAUAAGUGUGAAACUAAAUAUGUCGUUAAAUAAACUCGUCGGCGGUGACUGCGGAGGAAAUAACUCCCUAGUUCAGUUAACUAAUAUUGUGAGCCGUGAUGCUUCCAGCGCACACUCAUUAUCUCAGUCGGAUAGAUUUGUUAACGAAUUCAUGGCACAGAAUUCUCAGGUUCCCCAAACAUUUAAUAUGAACGCCUUGCUUAAUAACAUACCUGAGGUAGAAAAACCUAUGGCUAAGCCUGUCCAAGCGCCCAUGACAAGUGUGUCACCUUACAGUUCUCAGCAAUACGCGCCCUGGUUAGCAGGACCUUCUUCUUCCUUUAUGCCAGCUCCUAUGAUGCCAUUUCAAAUGCCAUAUCAACAUAUGCAGAAACCCAUAGCACCGUCCAAUGUACAAAUACAAUAUGUUAGUGAAUCUGAACUACAACAAACCUCAGUUCAGUCUAAAGCUCAAGAGUAUGUCAACAGUGUUAAGGAGGAUGAUGAACUGGCUUAUAAUCAGUUUAUGUCCUUCAUGAAAAAAAUAAGCGCAGGAGAAAUGCACUUUGGAGAGACAUUAGAAGCAGAACAGAGACAAGCAAAUAAAGAUAAAAUAGUAGAAGAAAUGGCAGAGAAAUACAAAGAUGAAUGGGCUAAAUUGAGCAAUGUAAAUGAUUAUUGGAACACUGAAGCCGCAAAUGGAAUAGCCAAGGAAUACACUUUCACUGAGGGCAAUGUUAUGUUGGAAAAUAAAAGUGCUCUAGAAAUAGGUAAAGAGAGACUGAAGAUGGGCGAUGUGCCGGGAGCAGUCCUAUGCUUUGAGGCAGCAGCACAACAGCAACCAGACUUGGCUGAAGCAUGGUUCCUAUUGGGAACCACACAGGCAGAGAAUGAGCAAGAUCCAUUGGCAAUAACUGCUCUAAAAAAAUCUUUAGAAUUGGAUCCUAGACAACUAGAAGGCUACAUUACAUUAGCGGCUGCUUACACUAAUGAAAAUUUAGAUAAAUAUGCAUACAUAACAUUAACAGACUGGCUAAAGGCAAGUCCAAAAUAUAGUGACUUAAUUCCACAAGAUAUAAAUCCUCAGAACAUGAACCUAAAGGAAUUAGAGGCAUAUGUGACAUCCUUGUACUUAAAAGCAGUACAGUUAAAUCCUUCAGAAGUUGACCCUGAUGUCCAAAAUGCACUUGGUGUUAUAUUUAACAUAAAUCACCAAUAUGACAAGGCAGUGGAUUGUUUUAAGGCAGCACUAAUGGUGUCAUCUGAUAAUGCUAAAUUGUGGAACAGACUUGGUGCUACAUUAGCUAACAGUGACAGGUCAGAAGAAGCAGUAAAUGCAUAUCACGAAGCUUUGAAUUUAGAGCCCGGCUUCAUUAGAGCUAGAUACAAUGUGGGCAUUACUUGUAUGAACUUAAAAGCUUAUAAAGAAGCAGCACAACAUUUUCUAGUGGCAUUAAACCAACAAUUAAAGGCCAAAGGAAUGUUUCCCAAUGACUCCUCAGUUGACAAUAGUUCUUCAACCAUUUGGACAACCCUCAGAAUGGUUUGCUCUUAUAUGGGUGAACAUGAUGUUGCGAAGUUAGUUGAUGAAAGAAAUUUAUCAGAACUCAAUAAAUUCUUCGAAGAUUCAUAAGUGAUGUAAUUGUCACAAAGUUGUAAUUAUUUUGAUAAGCGUUAUCAAAUUGUGAUAUGUAAGUGAGGGGCAAUACAAUGUUAUUUUUUUUAUAUAUUUUUGUAAGAUAAUAUUGAUAGUGUUAAUUAUAUGGAUUGUUAAUGAGAUAAAAGAUGGGUUAAAACUAUAAAA